Sus scrofa (pig) is the source of this 2631-nucleotide messenger RNA. RefSeq names its product testis expressed metallothionein like protein (gene TESMIN). The record is from RefSeq and is a predicted model, not a curated record. Gene Ontology annotation, biological process: regulation of DNA-templated transcription. NCBI's taxonomy places the organism in Eukaryota, Metazoa, Chordata, Mammalia, Artiodactyla, Suidae. Gene Ontology annotation, cellular component: nucleus.
CCCUCUGCCGGCUGCGCGCCCCGCCGGCACCUGCGGCCUCAGGUGCGUCGUCUGAGGUGGUCUGAGGGGCUCCCUCGCCUCCGGCGCCGGACACCCGGGCCGCUGUCGGGUUUCGCCGAGGUCCCAGGAGGGGAGCGGGACGGUGGGACCCUGGGCAGCCUUGAGCGGGCGGCGGACCCCGUCUGCACGUCCCCUCGGGGCAGUGGGACCUCCAGGCUCCCCGGCGCCGGCUGCGGGGCGAUGCCCAGGCCCGGUGCCCGCAGCGGACAUGGACGAGGCCCCUCUGCUGGGCGGCGUGUCCGGCCCCGAGGACGAGAUGGUGACGGACCUUUUCGGCGCCGAGAGUCAGUUUGUUUCCGAAAACCUUCCCCUGAAAACCGCGGGGGCGGCGAAGCACGAGGACGACGAGUUCCGCGUCUUUAAAGACGCCUACCUGGGCGCGGCGGACCCCAAGGAGCCCCUGCUGCCCGCGUUCAGCCCCCCGCUCGGCGGCGACGGCAAGAAUCCGGGCAAAGUGGAGCUGCGGGGGGACGAGGCCGAGGCGCAGGACCUGCUCGGGGAGUACCCGAGCCUCCCCGAGCUCCAGCCGCUGGAGGACGCCGUCCUGCCCGCCGCCCCGCAGCCGCCCGCCUACAACGUCCACUUCCUGUCCUCCCUGCUGGCCCCGCACCGGAGUCCUGCCGUCGUGCCCCUGGGCGCCUGGGCCAGGGAGGGGGCCGCCCAGCCCGCUGUCCGCGUGAUUCCAGUUGAAAUAAAGGAAGCAGGUGCUGCUAUUACAAGCAACAAUCUGGAAGAAGCAACUUUUCAGAACCCUCUUGCCCAGGAGUCCUGUUCCAAGUUCCCAUCAUCACAAGAAGCAGAGGAUGCCUCUGUCUGUUCUCAUAAGAAAGACUCUAACCCAAUGGUGAUAUGUCAGUUGAAAGGGGGUACACAAAUGCUGUGUAUAGACAAUUCUGGCACAAGAGAACUAAAAGCACUUCAUUUGGUUCCUCAGUAUCCAGACCAAAAUAAUUAUCUACAGUCAGAUGUCCCUAAACCCAUGACUACUUUAGUAGGAAGAUUUUUGCCAGUACCAGCAAAAUUAAAUCUCAUUACACAACUUGAUAACGGAGCCUUACCAUCUGUAGUCAACGGGUCAGCUUUCCCCUCGGGAUCAACUCUUCCAGGACCACCAAAAAUAACUUUGGCUGGGUACUGUGACUGCUUUGCUAGUGGGGACUUUUGCAACAAUUGCAAUUGUAAUAAUUGUUGCAACAAUUUACGUCAUGAAAUCGAGCGGUUUAAGGCCAUUAAGGCAUGUCUUGAUAGGAACCCGGAAGCUUUCCAACCAAAAAUUGGGAAAGGAAAGUUGGGAGACGUUAAACCUCGACACAACAAAGGCUGUAACUGCAAGAGGUCGGGCUGCCUUAAGAACUACUGUGAAUGCUAUGAGGCCAAGAUCAUGUGUUCUUCUAUUUGCAAAUGCAUUGGUUGCAAAAAUUACGAGGAAAGCCCUGAACGAAAAACGCUAAUGAACCUGCCAAACUACAUGGACAUUGGAGGGUUUGAAGGCGGCCAUCAUUUGUCCCCGACUAAAUUGUCAGGACUACCAACAUUCAGAAAAGAUAGGCGGUCGCCGUCGUGUAUCUCCUGGGAGGUGGUGGAAGCCACGUGCGCCUGCCUGCUGGCUCAGGGCGAAGAGGCCGAGAGGGAGCGCUGCUCCGAGCGCUUGGCGGAGCAGAGGGUCUUAGAGGAGUUCGGGAGAUGCUUGUCACAGAUUCUCCACACUGAGUUUAAGUCCAAAGGGUUGAACGUUGAGUAGACGACACUGUGGUGAGAGGUAAACGCGUGUAGACUGUGUCUCCACUUUCUGAAGGAACCUAUAGUUUAGACAGGUGGUUGUAAGGAACAGGAGGCCAGGUCUGUGUCAACAGCGUCGUCAUCAAGAUGAAGCCUCCCCCCUGCACAGGGCACGCACGCAGGGGGUUGACUCAGAGGCCCCGAGGGACGGGGCAAUCAAAACCCUCCCGCCUUUUUGAGGAAGUGCGUGACCUCACGGCUGUCUGGACCCGGGGGCGAGCGUGGGUCCCUGUGAUGCUGGGGGGACGGUCUGCAGCAACACUGAGCAAUGGCAGGUGGGAGCCGGGCCCUGCCGAGAAUGCAAGCCCUUCCGACUGACCUCAUCCCUCUCGGGAGCGCCCUCCUCGGGAGGCUUCUCUGCGUAAAAAGCCGUAAUGAGUUUUCCCCGAAAGUGUUCGAAAUAAAUUCUCCAGACAGUCUGCGAAGACACCACUUAAAAUCUGUAGAGAAACUGCUGCAACCCUGGGGAGUUUCUGAGUGUCAGUGUUUCCCCAGAGGCACAGGGGUGACCAGCUUCCUCUGGGCCACCAGGAGACGCAGGCCAUUCCUCCUGUCAGUAGCAUUUUGAGUUGUGGGGCUGAAAAUUAUCUAGUUUCUUAUGUGUUUCCAUUUACAUUGUGAAAAGCUCUAUUAUCCAACUAACUUCUCCAUAAUUAUUGUUAUAAUAUUAUUACUGUUUAUAAAAUAUGUUAAAAUAACUAGUUUGCAGAAGUCAGCAGGUAAGAUAAGUUAUUAAGUUGAUUCUCUUUGGGUUCUAUUGUAUAGGCAAAAGGAAUAAAAAUUUCAAACGUC